Arvicola amphibius (Eurasian water vole) is the source of this 3539-nucleotide messenger RNA. RefSeq names its product actin filament associated protein 1 like 2 (gene Afap1l2). Gene Ontology annotation, molecular function: SH2 domain binding; SH3 domain binding. The record is from RefSeq and is a predicted model, not a curated record. Gene Ontology annotation, biological process: regulation of mitotic cell cycle; regulation of interleukin-6 production; positive regulation of interleukin-8 production. The transcript is spliced from 19 exons. Lineage: Eukaryota; Metazoa; Chordata; Mammalia; Rodentia; Cricetidae. The coding region runs from base 116 to 2590 and encodes 824 amino acids. Gene Ontology annotation, cellular component: cytosol.
GGCGGCGAGCGUGACCUCACUGGGAGGGGCCAGCACGCAGCUGGGGCUCGGAACCCAGCGCUGAGGGCGCCGUGCCGAGCGGUUCGCAGCGCCGAGAGCGCAAGCCGUGACCGGGAUGGAGCGCUACAAAGCCCUGGAACAGCUGCUGACAGAGCUGGAUGACUUCCUCAAGGUUCUAGACCAGGAGAACCUGAGCAGUGCAGCCUUGGUGAGGAAGAGCGGCCUGGCGGAGCUCCUGCGGCUUUACACCAAGAGCAGUAGUUCUGAUGAGGAGUAUAUUUACAUGAACAAAGUGUCAGUCAACAGGGAGCAGAACUCAGCAUCUCCGCUUGAAGUGCCCGAGGAGCAGGGUCCACUGACCAAUGGGGAGUCCAGCCGGCACUCCUCAGCCCCACAGAAGAGCCUUCCAGAUCUUCCUCCACCCAAGACGAUUCCAGAGCGGAAGCAGCUCACUAUUCCAAAGAUUGAGUCUCCUGAGGGCUACUAUGAAGAGGCUGAGCCAUAUGAUACGUCCAUCAUCGAGGACGGAGAGGCUGUGAGCAGCUCCUAUGAGUCCUACGAUGAAGAGGAGAACAGCAAAGGCAAGGCAGCCCCCUACCAGUGGCCCUCGCCCGAGGCCAGCAUUGAGCUGAUGCGCGACGCCCGCAUCUGUGCCUUCCUGUGGCGCAAGAAGUGGCUGGGCCAGUGGGCCAAGCAGCUCUGUGUGAUCAGGGACACCAGGCUCUUGUGCUACAAAUCAUCCAAAGAUCACAGCCCUCAGCUGGAUGUGAACUUGCUGGGGAGCAGCGUGGUGCACAAGGAGAAACACGUGCGGAAGAAGGAGCACAAGCUGAAGAUCAUGCCGAUGAAUGCCGACGUGAUUGUGCUGGGCCUGCAGAGCAAGGACCAAGCCGAGCAGUGGCUCCGGGUCAUCCAGGAAGUGAGUGGCCUGCCUCAUGAAGGAGCCGCGGAGGGAAACCAGUACACACCAGAUGCCCAGCGCUUGAACUGUCAGAAACCAGAUAUAGCUGAGAAGUACCUGCCAGUUUCAGAGUAUGGGAGCUCCACUGAUGGCCACCCUGAGGUCCCAGAGACCAAAGACGUCAAGAAGAAGUGUUCUGCUGGCCUCAAACUGAGCAACCUGAUGAACCUGGGCAGGAAGAAGUCCACCUCACUGGAGCCCCCAGAGAGAUCCCUCGAGACAUCAAGCUACCUGAAUGUGCUGGUCAACAGCCAGUGGAAAUCACGUUGGUGCUUUGUUAGAGACAGCCACCUGCACUUCUACCAGGACCGGAACCGGAACAAGGUGGCCCAGCAGCCCCUCAGUUUGGUGGGCUGUGAAGUGGUUCCAGACCCCUGCCCCGACCACCUGUACUCCUUCCGCAUCCUCCACAAUGGCGAGGAACUGGCCAAGCUUGAGGCCAAGUCCUCAGAGGAGAUGGGCCACUGGCUAGGCCUCCUGCUCUCAGAAUCAGGCUCCAAGACAGACCCAGAGGAGUUCACCUAUGACUAUGUGGACGCAGAAAGGGUUUCCUGUAUUGUGAGUGCGGCCAAAACCUCUCUCUUACUGAUGCAGAGAAAGUUCUCAGAACCCAACACAUACAUUGACGGCCUGCCCAGUCGGGACUGCCCAGAAGAGCUGUACGAUGACGUCAUGUCGGAGUCAAUGGCAGUGGUAGAGCCUGCUGAGGAGGCUGUCCCUGCUGUAGAUGCUAACAGUGAGAGUGAGCUCGACCGAGUGUACCUGGAUCUCACCCCUGUCAAGUCCUUCCUGCACGGUCCCAGUGAUGGACAGGCAGAGGCCUCUCUCCCAGCGUUGCCACAGCUGGAUGACCUAGCUGAGACCCUCACAGUAGACCCAGACCCUGGCUUCACUCCAGACGAGCCCCACACAGGGUCUCCAGAAAGCCUGGAGGAGCAGCAGAGGCCGCUGGAGAGUCAGGAGUCCUCAGAGCCCUUGGAGCCCACCUUGAGAAUCCCCACAGUCAAACUGCAGGCCGAGCAGCAGAGAAUCUCCUUCCCAGGCAACUGCCUGGACACCGUGGUUUCUGCCCCCACCAGUGCCAGCCCGCCUGUGAAGGACAAGCUGAGGGUGACCAGCGCAGAGAUCAAACUUGGGAAGAACCGGACCGAGGCCGAGGUGAAGCGGUAUACGGAGGAGAAGGAGAGGCUGGAGAGGAAGAAGGAGGAGAUCCGGGGGCACCUGGCUCAGCUUCGCAGAGACAAGCGGGAACUCAAAGAGAUGCUGCUGAGAUGCACAGAUAAGGGGGUCUUGGCCAACCUGGAGCAGAAGCUGAAGAGAGUGGAUGAGGAGUGUCGGAUCGAGGAGAGCAGACUUGUGGACCUUGAGCUCAACAUCAUGGAGGUGAAGGACAACCUGAAGAAGGCUGAGGCUGGACCCGUGACACUGGGUACAGCUGUGGAUACCACCCACCUGGACAACAUGAGCCCUCGCGCACAGCCCAAAGCUGCCACCCCCACCCCUACCCCAGACUCUACCCCAGUCAACUCUGCCUCUGUGCUCAAGAACAGGCCUCUUUCCAUCAUGGUCACAGGCAAAGGCACCGUCCUACAGAAAGCCAAGGAAUGGGAGAAGAAAGGAGCCAGUUAGGAAACACAAAUCAACCACCUAAAGACUCUGUGUCAAUGUGGACCUUGGUGACAAUCCUGCUUCCGUCAAGUCAUCGAUAAACAGCCCCUCUGAGGAAGGGUGAGUCUGUGCAGAAGAAAAGCAAGGAAUGAGGUGCCGUGCAUGGAGCUUCGGUCAGAAGGAGGCAUUGUCCCCUUUCCAGGCCAAAGGGAAUACGGCAGCCCCUUCUUUGGAGACCUAAGUCUAUUGGCCGUCAAGGAGACAUUGCACCUUUUCUUUUUUUAAAAAAGAUUUUAGUCAUCAAUUUGUUUGAUGUUGUUUUAUCAGGAUUUUUAAGUGGUGGAAAAAAUGGCCACAUGGCUUUGGUGACAAGAAGAUGUAAACUGCUGACCCCUUUAAUCCUGCGUUUGGCAGUGUUAGGGGGAAAAACCAUUCUUGAUUCCACACAGGUAAGUCCAUUGUGGUCUUUGAUGAUCUUAGAGCAUGGGCCACCAAUGGCAUGGACUCUGGAGACCAGUAGCAGAGACACAUUUGGGACCAAGCUAAGGCAUUGACUCCACCAAGGACUUUCCUGAUUCAACUGCCUUUAAAAGACAAACUCUUAAACAAUGCUGUAUUGUAUAGGGAAAACUCCCUGUGUUUACAGACUCCAUCCUGUGGCUAGGCCAUUUUUAUGAAAAGUUAGUUAAUCGCCUCUUCGUUCCAUUUUAAAGAUGUUUUUUAUGUCUGGUCCCCUUGCAAGACAGGGUGGUGAGCAGGCUCUCUUGCCUGCUCAGAUUGGCAGCCAGUGCUGCCCUUUUGUGGUCUGUCUCUCUGUGAUGGCAUUAACACAGGUUGAAACAUUUCGUGGCAUUCAGAAUCAGCUAUCGAACACUGGUUCCUGAAGGCUAAAUAUUUUUUAUGCAUAUUGUCUUUUUAAUCCCAGGGCAUUUAUUUCCUGUGAAAUAAACACUUGGUGACCUUUAACCAA